AUGGCAGUCGAAACCCAUACAGUUGCAGGCAUAGUAGCCCACAGAAAUCCAUUAGAAUACCUGAAAUCAUCACCGUAUACAGUUUUUCUUUUCCAAGCAGUCUUAAUUAUAUUAUUAUGCCAAUUAAUAUACUAUCCAAUUCGUAGGUUACAACAGCCCAAGGUUAUCGCUGAGGUUGUUACGGGGAUAAUCCUAGGACCAUCGGUGAUGGGACACAUUCCAAACUUUACGAAGCAUUGUUUUCCAGAGGAAUCUAUUCCUGGGUUGACGUUAAUGGCUAAUAUAGGAAUUAUUUUAUUUUUAUUUAUUAUCGGGCUAGAAGUGGAUAUUUCGUUUAUCAAGAAGAAUAUGAAGGUGGCGGUUAGUGUUGGGAUAAUCAAUAUGGCUAUCCCGUUUGCCUUGGGAUGUGGUAUUGCAAAGGGUAUCUAUACUACGUAUAGAAUGGAUUCUACUGAACUACAACCAAUAGAGUUCACUACGUAUAUGGUAUUUAUUGCAGUGGCUAUGUGUAUUACAGCCUUUCCCGUUUUGGCCCGUAUUUUAACAGAAUUGAAUUUAAUAACUGAUAGAGUGGGCACAAUUGUGUUAGCUGCGGGAAUUACAAAUGAUUUGACAGGAUGGAUCUUAUUAGCACUAGUAGUUACUUUAGCCAAUGCUUCAAAUGCUGUAAAUACAGUUUAUAUUUUGCUUUUGACGGUAGCGUGGUUUUUAUUUUUAUGUUUUCCAGUUAGAUUGGCUAUGAAAUUUUGUUUACGGAGAUUUACAAAUGACUUGAUUUCAGGAGAACCUUCACAAAUUCUGAUGUUAUUUAUUUUAACAACAGUAUUUAUAUCAGCGUUUUUCACUGAUAUUAUUGGUGUACAUCCCAUAUUUGGAGCAUUUAUGGUAGGUAUUAUUGUACCUAGGACAAAUGGAUAUGUGAUAAAAAUUACGGAGAAAUUAGAAGAUUUAGUACACAUUGUUUUAAUUCCUAUUUAUUUCGCUUUAGCUGGAUUAAAUGUGAAUAUAGGAUUAUUGAACAGAGGUAUUGAUUGGGCAUAUACAAUAGGUAUAAUUUUGUUAGCAAUGGUGGGCAAGAUAUUUGGAGGGUUUAUUGCUGGAAAGCUUAAUAGAUUACUUUGGCGUGAGUCAUUAGCGGUCGGAGUUUUGAUGUCAUGUAAGGGAAUUGUUGAAAUUGUUGUUUUAACCGUAGGAUUGAAUGCUGGAAUCAUUACGCAAAGGGUAUACUCAAUGUUUAUUGUUAUGACGUUAGUUACUACCUUUUUGACUACUCCUUUGACUUUGCUAGUAUAUCCUGUUGAAUACAGACUUCGAGUUGAAAAAUUCUUGAAAGGUGAAGCAUCCUUAGAUGGUACUCCAAUAAUAAAAGAAGGUUCGUCAGAUUCAGGACUUCUUGCAUCCGGAAAAGAUUUACAAGAGGUUCAUUCAUUAGAAAAUAUUGAUAUUGAUCAAUUGGACAAAUUUCGUAUUUCAAAAUUAGUCUUGUUAUUAAGAGAUAUACAUUCCAUCUCACAUUUAAUGUCAUUCACCCAUGAUAUAUCGAUGUUGAGUGAUAAUUCAGAGAAGAAUUAUAGUAUUGAUAUAAAGGCAGUACAUUUGAGAGAAUUUACGUCAAGGACAUCACAUUUAUUGGAAGCUUCAUAUCAAAACAGUUAUCAAGAAGAUUCCAUUACUAAUUUCAAUGAAAACGAACUUCAUAAAUCUUCUUCUAUACUAACAAUUAUGAAGAUGUUUAAUGAACUAUUAGGGAAUCAUUUCACAUCGAGAUCAGUAUUGUCCACAUAUAAAAAUCAUAUUUUCACUAUUAAUGACCAGAUCUCUGAGGCUUCUGAAUUGCUAAUUUGCACUAUUAAUAAAAACGAAUUAGCUAGAAAUAUUUCUAAUAGCAGUAAUUUUAGCUACGAAGAUUCAGAACGUGCGUUAUAUGGCAAGUUUUUUCAUUCAUGUGCUUCUCAUUUUGGUUUAUUUGUAACCAAUGCAAAUAAUAAGCUUACUUCAAAGGAAAUUAUUGAAGAUAAGGUAUGCAUAUCGAACUUUUUUGAGAAUGAAGAACCACGAUCAAUCUUUGGUAUUGACUCAGUUAAUCUUGUUUUACAUCAUGAUAACUUUUUGAGUGCGAGUGAUUUGUUGGCCUUACAUGUUGUCUAUAAAUUGGCAUUUAAUCUAUUAUCGGUUAAUAUUUUCAUAAAUACGUCCUCAUCACUGUCUUCUGGGUUUGAAGAAAAAAUCAGGUCCCUUUUUCUGCACAAUACAAAGGCGCAUUUGUCAAUUCACUAUACUAAAGAAAACAACAUAAAUGAGGACGUCUUGAGGGCAAGCACUCGUUCGAGCAAUGAGAUGUUUGUAGUUCCUAAUAAUUUGGCUAGGGAUGAAACAGAUGAAAUGUUUUCAGAUUCCGUUAAUCAAUUAAUUGAUCUAAGCGAAACUGAAGGGUUCGAUGUCUUGGUUGUUAAAGCUGUAUCUUUUUGA
This is a messenger RNA of Debaryomyces fabryi, 2469 nucleotides long. RefSeq lists its product as uncharacterized. The transcript has a single exon. Gene Ontology annotation, cellular component: membrane. NCBI's taxonomy places the organism in Eukaryota, Fungi, Ascomycota, Pichiomycetes, Serinales, Debaryomycetaceae. Gene Ontology annotation, molecular function: antiporter activity. The record is from RefSeq and is a predicted model, not a curated record. The coding region runs from base 1 to 2469 and encodes 822 amino acids. Gene Ontology annotation, biological process: proton transmembrane transport.